Stegastes partitus (bicolor damselfish) is the source of this 2244-nucleotide messenger RNA. RefSeq names its product dopamine beta-hydroxylase (dopamine beta-monooxygenase) (gene dbh). Gene Ontology annotation, molecular function: dopamine beta-monooxygenase activity; copper ion binding. Bases 315 to 2033 code for a protein of 572 amino acids. The transcript has 11 exons. NCBI's taxonomy places the organism in Eukaryota, Metazoa, Chordata, Actinopteri, Pomacentridae. Gene Ontology annotation, biological process: dopamine catabolic process; norepinephrine biosynthetic process; octopamine biosynthetic process. Gene Ontology annotation, cellular component: secretory granule membrane. The record is from RefSeq and is a predicted model, not a curated record.
CCCACAAGGGCCCGCUAACAGAAGAAAGCUAAAGACUGGAAAAUUGGGGGAUUCGCAAAAGGAAGUCAAACUUUUUCAAAAAAAAACGAGAGCCUGAGAGGAUAGAAAACAGGAAAGAAUGAAACGGCUCCCACCUGACCACUGAGACGGAGUCUGCUGUGGCCUGGAAGCAAAGAAGACAAACCGAGUGAGUGUUUGGAGAAUUUGCAGAACUCCAGCACCGGAGAAAAAGUUUCCCCGCAACUUUUUGGAUUGAAUUCAACUUUGGCUAAAGAGACUGAGGAAGUGGUAGGAAGAAAACCUGACCCAUCGUCAUGAGGAUCCUCAACAAGCACCUUCGCCUUCAGGACGUCACCAUCAUGUACUUCACCGCCCUGGCUGCUCUGAUGGUCAUCUUGGUGGCUUCGUACCAGGCGCCCGCCAACGUCGUCAAAGUGUCCAGCCUGAAGCCGGACACCUCCAGCCCUCUGCCACCUCUCCCCAUGCCUUUCCGAGUUCCCCUGGACCCACGGAGGGAGCUCCAGCUGGCCUGGAACAUCAGCUACGCCACCCAGGAGAUCUACAUGGAGCUGAGGGUGGCGAAGCUGAGGCACGGCGUCGUCCUGGGGAUGUCCGACCGCGGCGAGCUCAACAACGCCGACCUGGUGGUGCUGUGGGAAUCCGGGAACGAGAGCUACUUUGGGGAGGGAACCGUGCACGUCAUCUACGGCUUCCUGGAGCAGCGUCUUACCUCUCUGGAGCAGCUGAACCUGUCCCGGAUCCACACGGGGCUGCAGAGAGUCCUGAUGCUUCGUCCCGACACGCCGCCGCCCACGCUGCCUCCAGACGUGCAGACGAGGGAUGUGGUGGCACCGAAUGUCACCAUACCGAAUCAAGAGACCACCUACUGGUGCUUCAUCCACAGGCUGCCUGAAACUAUGACCAAGAACCACAUUGUUAUGUACGAGUCGGUGAUAACUCCAGGUAACGAGGCCAUCGUGCACCACAUGGAAGUCUUCGAAUGUUCUCCGGACAUCCCCGAGGUUCCGGACUACAGCGGCCCCUGUGACGACAAGAUGAAGCCGGGAAAGCUCAACUUCUGCCGCCAUGUGCUGGCCGCGUGGGCCAUGGGGGCCGAGGCUUUUUACUACCCUCCGGACGCCGGGCUGCCAAUUGGUGGACCAGGUUCCUCAAGGUUCCUUCGUCUGGAGGUCCACUACCACAACCCUCUCCUUAUAUCUGGCCGGCGUGACUCAUCGGGGAUACGACUGCACUACACCCCCAGUCUGAGGCAUUACGACGGAGGGAUCAUGGAGCUGGGCCUCGUUUACACUCCCAUCAUGGCCGUCCCACCCAAACAACACGCCUUCUACCUCAGUGGUUACUGCACGUCCAAGUGCACCGAGACUGCUUUGCCUCCAGAAGGGAUCUUCAUAUUUGCAUCCCAGCUGCACACUCACCUGGCGGGCCGAGGGGUGAGGACAGUUUUGGUGAGGGGAGGCAAAGAGCUGGAGAUCGUACAGGAGGACCAGCACUUCAGUACGCACUACCAGACAAUCCGAGUUCUGAGGAAAAUGGUGAACGUUUUACCUGGUGACGCCCUCAUAACAAAGUGUACUUACAAUACAGAAGAUAGGAGGCAGCCCACAGUGGGAGGUUUCGGCAUCAUGGAGGAAAUGUGUGUCAACUACAUCCACUACUAUCCUCGCACCCAGCUGGAGCUGUGCAAGAGCCACGUUGACCCAGGAUACCUGCAGAAGUACUUUAACUUCAUUAACAGGUUCCAGGGAAAUGACCGGUGUGUGUGCGGCGAGGUGAGCGUGACGGAGCAGUAUUCUCAGCUACAGUGGGAUGCGUUCAGCGGAGAAGUGCUGGACUCCCUUUACAACACAGCUCCCAUCUCCAUGCACUGCAAUCAGUCCACCGCACGCCUCUUUCCUGGGGACUGGGACAAGCAGCCGCUACCAGCGGUGACCUCCAUCCUUGAGAAGCCUCGCUACCCCUGUGAAGGAGCUGCUCUUCCCACCAGUCGACCCCCGACAGCCCCAGUGUGAGCAGGAGCCUCCAGGGAUGUUUCAGCCUGAGGAGAGCAAACCUACAUGUGGAAAGUUCAAGAAGCUCCUGUGAAUUUGCAGAAUUUUUAUCUCUGGCUAGACGCUGUAGUUAUACACUGUCUGUGUUCUGUUCAGUGCAUAAGAGUUAGAGUAAAAACAGUGUGUUGUGUUUUAAAUCACCAUUUCUGAAAUUAAAAUUAAAUAAAAUACA